AUGGAUCCGAUAGAAGUGAUAGCUAUUUAUGAGGCAUUAGAAGAAGAUAGAAAAAGAAAGCGUAAAUAUUGGGUUCAUCCUUUAAAUACUCUUCGACUAGAAAUUGGGCAAUUUCAUACUUUAUAUAAGCAACUAAGACAUAAUCCAGAUAAAGCAUUCGAAUAUUAUCGAAUAACGGCUAUAUCUCCUGAAGAAAGGCUGACCGUUACAUUAAGUUAA
This is a messenger RNA of Parnassius mnemosyne (clouded apollo), 219 nucleotides long. Lineage: Eukaryota; Metazoa; Arthropoda; Insecta; Lepidoptera; Papilionidae. The record is from the annotation of a GenBank genome assembly.